This is a messenger RNA of Tachyglossus aculeatus (Australian echidna), 2178 nucleotides long. It is a transcript of the gene KLF15, whose product is annotated as Kruppel like factor 15. The record is from RefSeq and is a predicted model, not a curated record. The coding region runs from base 277 to 1482 and encodes 401 amino acids. Gene Ontology annotation, biological process: regulation of transcription by RNA polymerase II. The transcript has 3 exons. NCBI's taxonomy places the organism in Eukaryota, Metazoa, Chordata, Mammalia, Monotremata, Tachyglossidae. Gene Ontology annotation, molecular function: DNA-binding transcription factor activity, RNA polymerase II-specific; RNA polymerase II cis-regulatory region sequence-specific DNA binding.
GUACUAUACUAGGGGAGCUAAGGGACAUAUCAGCAGCACUGCUGCUGCUGCAACUCCACCGCUUCCUCGGACCAAUUUCAAGGGCAACCCGACCAGGAAAAAGUUGUUUGUUUUUUCUAGCAGCAAAGGAGAUACCGCAGAGUGGGAAUCUGUAUGCGCUUUAUUUCCUUUUGACUGUUUUGUAAAAUUCUCAUCGUGUGGAAAGUUCAGGAGUUCAUUUGACCUUGCCCUGCCUUGGUAUAUGCUGGUGGGAGACCCAUAAACAAUCAUCUAGGAAUGGUGGAUCACUUGCUUCCUGCUGAUGAAUCUUAUUCGUCUACAAAGUUCCCUAUUGGAUACCUGGGGGACAUGCCAGCCAGUAGGAGGUCAUACCAGAUGCUGCCCUCUCCCUUGUCGGAAGAUGAUAGUGACUCUUCCAGUUUCUGUUCGUGUUCCAGUCCUGACUCCCAGGUUCUCAGCUCCAGCUAUGGGAGCACAUCUAGUGCUGAGAGUCAAGAUAGUAUCUUAGAUUACUUGCUGUCCCAGGCUACUCUGGGGAAUGCCCCCACGACUUGGUGGGAUAAGCCGAGGUUUCAGCCGGUGGUGAAAGAGGAGCAUUUUCAAUUCCCCGAGUUCUCAGUAGACCCCGAAGAUGCAGGACCAUUUCAACCCACUCUGGAAGAGAUUGAAGAGUUCCUGGAAGAAAACAUGGAACUGGAACUCAAGGAAGGGGCUAAAAGUGAGACCAAGGACUUGAGGGUUGGCAGCCAAAUUUCUUUGGGGCAGCAUAAAGAUCACAUGCUCCCGGGGGGUAACUUUAAAGAAAGUAAAAGCAAUCAGUCCAGCAGCUCAGCAGAAGGGGCCCAUGAUUCAAAUGGAGCAACAGCCAUGGAGAACGGAAUCCCUGUCAUUCUCCAAAUUCAACCCCUCCAGAUCAAACAAGAAACAAACACAGGGCCUAGUUCACCAGGGCAAACCCAAGACAACAUUAAAAUCGCCCAACUCCUAGUCAAUAUCCAAGGGCAAACUUUUGCACUGGUGCCUCAGAUUGUCCAGUCCUCCAACUUGAACUUGCCCUCUAAGUUUGUCCGCAUUGCCCCGGUCCCCAUUGCUGCCAAGCCCAUAGGACCCGGGGGCGUGGUGCAGGGUCAGACAGGAAUCAUCGUGGGUCAGAAAUUUCAAAAGAACCCUGCGGCUGAACUCAUUAAAAUGCACAAAUGUACUUUCCCCGGAUGUACCAAGAUGUACACCAAAAGCAGCCACCUGAAGGCCCACCUGCGGAGACACACAGGAGAAAAGCCAUUUGCUUGCACUUGGCCCGGUUGUGGCUGGAGGUUUUCCAGAUCAGAUGAACUCUCUCGACACAGACGAUCCCAUUCGGGAGUGAAGCCUUACCAGUGUCCUGUCUGUGAGAAGAAGUUUGCACGCAGUGAUCACUUGUCCAAGCACAUCAAGGUGCACCGGUUUCCCAGAAGCAAUCGUUCGGUGCGUGCAGUGAACUGAUCGGUCCCUCUCCACCCACUUUCCAUCUAUCCAUUGGUCUGAAAACAGCUGACAGCGCUCUGUUCACUAUUUUAUAGUGAUAAUUUAUUUGUCUCUGAAACAGUGAUGCUGUUAUCUGAUGCCAUCACAUGUGAAUGUUUGGGUUGGAAAAAUAGAAUUUGAGAAUGAAGCUUUUUGCAGUUAUUUUGUUCCCCUUUGCCCCUCCCUUCUUUUCACUUCUUUGCUUCUCCUUGGAAAUUACAGUGUUUUAUUUUAAGCUGUUUUCUGCCACACAAGGAAAAUUUAUGGGCUACUUGCAGCUAGUUAAUUACAGUUCUGGCAUUCCUGUGGGCUUUGCUCAUAUACAGAGCUAUUCAUUGUGAGUUUUUAUUAAGCUGAGUCUAUUUGUCCAGUUUGGAUAUGGCAAAUUCCUUUUGAGAAAUAAAAACAAGUCCUUUGUGUCUCUGUGGCCUCUCCCGGGGAUUUGGAAUGGAUGGAGGAGGCUUUGGAACUUGCAUUUGUGCUCCGAUCCUCCUGAUUUCACCCUCCAUAGCACCUUUAGUUAGUCCUCUCUUCUUUAGGGAGAGGGGAAAAAAGAUUUUAAAUAAUGGUAACUUUGACCUUUUUGAAGCACUCACUAAGGGCUAAGCACUGGGGGAGUUACAAGGUUAUCACAUGGGGCUCACCGGCUAUCUUAGUCCCAUUUUACCGAUGAGG